Molecule: messenger RNA, 2693 nt
Organism: Symbiodinium sp. CCMP2456
Lineage: Eukaryota; Dinophyceae; Suessiales; Symbiodiniaceae
Source: the annotation of a GenBank genome assembly
GCAUUCGUCGGCCAGGGACUGCCACCGAGUCCUCGCACUGGCAUAGCCCCCGUUCCCUUUAUUCAAGGAGCAGGCCCAAGACCGGUGGCAAUGACCUUCCGUUGUCUUUCGAGCAACUUUUCGCGGAGUCGUGCAGCAGGGCCACAAAACGAAUUGCGUGCGAAAGGCGAGAAGGUGCUGCUGCUGGAACGGCACUGCGAUCAAGGAAGCAGUAUAGAAGCCUCAAAUGCUGGUGGACCCUGGCAGACCUCAAAAUUGCAGAGCAGGCAGAAGAUGGCUCCUCAGAUGCCUCUUCGAGUUUCGGUGACGAGCCGCCUGAAAGUUCACCUAUUGUACAUGCUCCUUCCAUGCAGUCCAUACAGAUGCGCCGAAAAAGCAUUGAAGCCAUGCUAGCGCGACGAAGAAACUCCAAUCGAAAGACGAGCCAGCCGAAUGUCAUGCCUGAGGAAGCUGGACCUGCCAAAGAAGCCGGAACAGCAGCGAAAAUCAUGCUGAAACACGUCAGAGCAAGAGGUGAGGUGUUUGCCGGAAGUGAUGCUGAUCUGCAAGACCCGGAUCUCGUUGAGAUUCUUACCCCUCCCGAUGAGCAGGAAGUGCUGAUGCGGAUGGGCGACUCGUCUGAAGGAUUUACGGAGAAGGAUGCAGAACGUCUGCGAAAGGCCUUCGUGCUGCAUCGGUGCCGCUGGCGCCCAGAGAUUCAUACGGACGAUUUGGAACAGAUUCUCGAUUACCUUGGAUACCUUAAGAUUUCCGAAGCCGACGUCCACGCCAUGGUAUCUGAGAUCACGAGGUAUUCCACCAUGGAGUUCGAGGAGUUCAUGAGUUUUAUGACUCGGGCAAGGGCAUUUGAUCAGAAUCAAGUGCGCGAGAAGUUCGCACUUUUCGAUGCGGACCAGUCCGGAGAGCUCAGCGCUGAUGAACUCGAAGAUGUCCUGAAGUCCUUGGGGAUCACACCGUCCAGAACCACCAUAGCUGGAGCCCUGGCUGUGGUGGACGAGGAUGGCUCGGGCAGUCUGGACUUUGAGGAGUUCGUGCAGCUCCUUCUGAUCUACCGAAAAACGGAAGGAUUCGCAGAGUCGGAGGUAUUGAAGCUGCAUCGCAUUUUCACGCGGUUUGCAGAAACCAAGCCAAGCACAUCUGGGAGGCGGAUGCUACCCUACGACCGCUCGAACAAGGCUCUGAUCGAGAUGUUCGGCAGCCAAGCGGCGCAGCUGGCCUCGCGGCUUGGGAGUGCCAUGCCCAGGCCGCCAUCAGAAGGAGAAGAGGGCAAGAAGCCAACCAAGAAGGCGGAAGGAAUGACCUUCCGUGAGUUCCUCAUCUGGGCCAGGCGCCUCCGAGAGAUUGAAGUCCAGUGGUACCAGCAGGAAUUUGCAGGAGCAGAUGUGGACAAAGGAGGCUUCUUGGACGAGGAGGAGAUCCGCCUGGUGCUGCAACGUUUGGGCUACACGCCGCUGCGUGCGGUAAUCUUUGACAUGAUUGAAGCAGUUAACCCGCAGAAGCGCGGAAUGUUGGACUUCGAUGAGUUUGUCCAAAUGAUGGAGCUCUUCCGGAAUUCAAAUGGCUUCAUGCGCCACGAAGUCAGGGAAUUCAAACAAAGCUUCGACAUGUUCGACACUGAAAAGGUUGGUGAGGUUGAUGUGAUCCAAGUGGGUGGCAUACUGCGCUCACUCGGAUUCGUCACCGAGCUGGCAGAAGUGCAGGUGCUGCUAAAGACUGUGGAUUGGAACGGCAGCAACUCCCUGGACUUCUCGGAAUUUCUCCGCCUAAUGCGCAUGCACCGAGAGCAGGAGCUACUGCGCAUCCGGCACACCUUCGACAAGUAUGCAGACACGGAUGUCUUGGAUGACGGGGUCGUCAAGGUCACGGUUGAGCCCGGAGAUGUCAAAACCAUGCUGCGACUGCUGGGCUUUUCAGACAACUUCGUCACUUCCACCACAGGGGUGUUCAGAGCUUUGCUUCGAGAAGCACUCGACUAUGAUGCCAUGGUUCUCCUUUGUGACUCUUGCCGGCGGAUGAACAUGGAGAAGAUGCGGAAGCAAGCUGGCUUUUCAGAUGAAGCUGUAGAGAAAUUCCAGAAGUUGUUCCGGGCACUCGACUCCGAAGAUUGCAAGCAGUCGUUUGGAGAGUUGCGGGCACAUGCAGGUGGCGAAAUCGCCCAGAACGAACUAGUGGCCUUCUGCCAGGAUCGAGGUCUUUCCUUGCAGACCAAGAAAGAUCAGCUGCAGCUGCUGAGUUUCAUCAAGGAAGCACGGACGACAGCACUCCAAGCUGGUGUCCCUUCGCAUCUGUGCGGCGCGGAGGGUUCAGCAGCUGUGACGCAGUGGGUCUUUAUCCAUCUGCAGCGCAUCUUGCAGACCCAUCAGGACAAAGAAAGGGCAUCGCAGCUCAGGGGCAGUGGCCCUGCAAGCUUCUCGCAGGCAGAGGUUGACGAGCUUUCCGUCAUCUUCUCCAAAGGCCUGACACCUGAACGAGGAUCGCCCACUUCCGAUCCCAAGGCGACUCUGAGCAUUAACGGGCUUUGGACGAUCCUCUCCCAGCUUGGGGUGCAGCUGACACCCAUCGAGAGGGAGGAGGUCAAGGUAAAGCUUUUCAUGGACUGCGGCAACCAGCUCGAUCUGCCUGCUUUCCUCAAGGUCGUGUCCUGGCUGGCUGCUGCCAAGCAGAGCAGCGCAGAUUUGUCUAAAACAGUGUGA